Messenger RNA from Diorhabda sublineata, 540 nucleotides. Its product is annotated as larval cuticle protein A2B-like. The record is from RefSeq and is a predicted model, not a curated record. The coding region runs from base 1 to 540 and encodes 179 amino acids. Gene Ontology annotation, cellular component: extracellular matrix. Lineage: Eukaryota; Metazoa; Arthropoda; Insecta; Coleoptera; Chrysomelidae. The transcript has 4 exons.
AUGUUCACCAAAUUCGCUGUUCUUUUCCUUUACGUAUCAACAGUUCAUGGGAUUCCAAUUUCCUAUAUCUCCAACGGUCUUCAUCUAGACGAUGAUUAUGGACACUUUCCCGUAGCAACUCACGCUGUGGCUGCUCCAGUUGCAAUCGCCAAGCCAGUUUUAACUUACGCCAAACCAGUUGUAACUUACGCCAAGCCAAUCGCUAUAGCUAAACAAGAAGUUGUAGAUUACAGCGCUCCUGCUCAUUAUGAAUUUAAAUACGGUGUCGACGAUCCGCACACUGGCGACAAGAAACAACAAUCUGAAUCUAGGGUUGGAGAUACUGUUAAAGGAGAAUAUUCACUCGCCGAAUCAGACGGUACUGUUCGAGUUGUGAAAUACACCGCCGAUCCCCACAACGGUUUCAACGCCGUCGUUAGCAGAAUAGGUAAAGCUGCUCAUCCACAAGUUGUUCACAAAAUCGUACAGCCUGUUGUAGCUAAAACCCUUAUCAGUCCUGUAGUCGAUCACGGAUAUGGACUUGAUUUGUACGGCCAUUAA